Messenger RNA from Choloepus didactylus (southern two-toed sloth), 411 nucleotides. Its product is annotated as succinate dehydrogenase assembly factor 3, mitochondrial-like. The record is from RefSeq and is a predicted model, not a curated record. Lineage: Eukaryota; Metazoa; Chordata; Mammalia; Pilosa; Megalonychidae. The coding region runs from base 1 to 378 and encodes 125 amino acids. The transcript has a single exon. Gene Ontology annotation, cellular component: mitochondrial intermembrane space; mitochondrion. Gene Ontology annotation, biological process: mitochondrial respiratory chain complex II assembly; succinate metabolic process.
AUGCCUGGCCGGCACGUCUCUCGCGUCCGGAACUUGUAUCGUCGCAUCUUGCUGCUACACCAAGUUCUGCCCCCUGACCUCAAAUCCCUGGGGGAUCAGUAUGUGAAGGAUGAAUUUAGGAGACAUAAGACCGUUGGUUCUGCUGAGGCCCAGCGCUUCUUGCAGGAAUGGGAGGCAUAUGCAGCAAUGCUAUGGCAACAAGCUAACGAAAGCAGACACAAAUCAUAUGAAAAAGCAUGUUUUGGAACUGCCCUCCCAGCAGAAAAACUGAAUGACUUUCGUGAUGAACAGAUUGGACAGUUGCAUGAGUUAAUGCAAGAAGCUACUAAGCCCAGUAGGCAAUUUAGUAUUACUGAGUCUACCAAACCAGAAUUUUAGUCUAUACAAUAAAGUGUAGCAAAGCAUUUUAAA